Lecanosticta acicola is the source of this 523-nucleotide messenger RNA. NCBI's taxonomy places the organism in Eukaryota, Fungi, Ascomycota, Dothideomycetes, Mycosphaerellales, Mycosphaerellaceae. The record is from the annotation of a GenBank genome assembly.
AUGCCAGACUUGCUUUACGCAGAUCACAUGGGGUAUGACCAGGCAAAGCUUGUGUGUGAAAAGCUGCUGGAACAAGCUGCAUCAGACUUAGCGGGUGGAGUGGAACUCACGUGCGCGAGAGUUGGUCAAAUCAGUGGCAGCACUAAGACCGGAAUCUGGAAUGAGACUGAACAUUUCCCUGCUCUGCUGAAAGGUUCGCAGAUGAUCGGCAAGCUGCCUAAGGUCGAUGGCGUAAGUGAGCGAUUGCUUUCUCGAACAAAUGGGUGCUGACGUGAUACCACAGAUGUUCUCUUGGAUCUCAGCAGAUAUUGCGGCAGAAGCCAUCUGCGACAUCGCCCUGCAAGAGCCACCUCCGAGACUGGUAUACCAAAUCGAGAACCCAAACCGCCAAUCCUGGCGGGAGACAAUCGAGCUUUUUGCAAAAGAGCUCCAACUGUGUGAAGUCGUCCCGCCUGAGAAAUGGGUUUCAGUAAUCCGCAAGGACGAUGAGGAGCGUGAAGCUACUCUCGAUCUUCGAGAAUGA